UGGUGGAAAUGACUGGACGAGGGAAAACCGGCGGCAAAGCCAAGGCUAAGCCUAAGUCACGCUCGUCCCGGGCCGGACUGCAGUUCCCGGUGGGCCGUGUUCAUCGGCUCCUGAGAAAGGGCAACUAUGGUGAGCGGGUGGGUGCCGGAGCCCCGGUCUAUCUGGCUGCUGUGCUCGAGUAUCUGACGGCUGAAAUCCUCGAGCUGGCCGGCAACGCGGCCCGGGACAACAAGAAGAGCCGCAUCAUCCCCAGACACCUGCAACUGGCCGUCCGCAACGACGAGGAGCUCAACAAGCUGCUGGGAGGGGUGACCAUCGCUCAAGGCGGGGUGCUGCCCAAUAUCCAGGCCGUGCUGUUGCCCAAGAAAACCAGCGCAGCCUCUGGCACCAAGAGCAACCUGAAAGUAAAAAUGUCUGGACGAGGAAAAACCAGCGGCAAAGCUCGGGCCAAGGCCAAGUCUCGCUCGUCCCGGGCUGGACUGCAGUUCCCGGUCGGUCGUGUUCAUAGGCACUUGAGGAAAGGCAACUAUGCUCAGCGGGUGGGUGCAGGAGCCCCUGUCUAUCUGGCUGCUGUGCUCGAGUAUCUGACGGCUGAAAUCCUCGAGCUGGCCGGCAACGCAGCCCGGGACAACAAGAAGAGCCGCAUCAUCCCCAGACAUCUGCAGCUGGCCGUCCGCAACGACGAGGAGCUCAACAAGCUGCUGGGAGGGGUGACCAUCGCUCAGGGCGGUGUGUUGCCCAAUAUCCAGGCCGUGUUGUUGCCCAAGAAAACCGGCGCAGCGAACAAGUAAGCGAGAGAAACUCAACAUAGUGACCCAAAGGCUCUUUUCAGAGCCACUCACCAUGUCUGUGGAAGGGCUGAUCAUCGAUUAUGUUUAGUGCGGGACAAGUGUUCCUUGUCGUUGUCGAAAACCGACUGCACAUUGAGUUGUCUACACGGUGGCGGAGCGGUAGACCAACUGCCUUACAGCGCCAGAGACCCUGGUUCGAUCCUGACUACGGGCGCUUCCCUGUACACAAUUUGAACAUUCUCCCCAUUUCUUCCCGCACUCAAAAGACGUCCAGGGUUGUAGGUUAAUUGGUUUGAUAUAAAUGUUUAAAAAUAUAUGUUUUUCAAACACUUAUCAUUUGUAGGAUAGUGUUCAUGUGUGAGGAUCGCUAGUCGGUGCGGACUCGCUGGUCCGAAGGGUCCGUUUCCGCGUUGUACCUCAAAACUAAACAUGAAACAGCGGUUGGCUGAUGCGGGAAGAUACAUUUACGCAGAUAUUCCUCAGAACAUUGACAGUAAGAGAUCCUCCUCGAAACCAACUCCGUUUCCCUCUCACCUACAGAACAAUUAAUGCAGCAACACUAACAUCGACUCAAGGUUUCUCUCCGAAAACCGACUAAUAUCC
Leucoraja erinaceus (little skate) is the source of this 1394-nucleotide messenger RNA. Its product is annotated as histone H2AX-like. Bases 9 to 791 code for a protein of 260 amino acids. Gene Ontology annotation, cellular component: nucleosome. Gene Ontology annotation, molecular function: structural constituent of chromatin; DNA binding; protein heterodimerization activity. NCBI's taxonomy places the organism in Eukaryota, Metazoa, Chordata, Chondrichthyes, Rajiformes, Rajidae. The record is from RefSeq and is a predicted model, not a curated record. The transcript has 3 exons.